AUGGGCGCCGGUCCGCGUCCCUGUCCCGCCGGCCCCGCCCGCCCCGUCCAGCCCCGCGAAGCCGGAGACGCUCCAGACCGCGGGCCUCCUGUGCGCAGCCUCAGGCCUGGCCUUUCUCGGCCGUCGGGGACCCGGUGAGGAACCCAUGUGGAGUCUUUGGAGCAGUGACUGCCAUCUGGUGGUAAUCCGGAAUCAUCACUUUGUGUAUCCUGAUGGCUACUAAGAGGCACACUGGUGACUCAUGUUGUAUGCUGGAGGGUGUCUGAUGAAGAAACCUACUGAAAUAAUCCUGUGCCUUCCCCUGGAUGAGUUGUUCAUUCUGAAUUCUGAACCAGGAGCCAACUCCAAAAUGGGGCCUCUGAAGAAAAGAUUUGAGUUGCUCUUGUGUUUUAGUCCAAGAUCUGCUUCUCUACCAGUGGAUAAUAACCAAGACUGUGAAUAAACACACACCAAGAAGGGCAUGUGGUGACAUGGAGCCUGAAAUAAACUGCUCUGAAUUUUGUGACAGUUUUCCUAGCCAGGAGCUGGAUCGAAGACCCAUUCAUGAUCUCUGCAAGACAACCAUUACAUCUUCCCACCAUAGCAGUAAGACCAUCUCUUCAUUAUCUCCUGUCCUCUUGGGUAUUGUUUGGACAUUUCUCAGCUGUGGACUUCUGCUGAUGCUUUUUUUUCUUGCCUUCACAAUUCGCUGCAGGAAGAACAGGAUUGUGAAGAUGUCCAGUCCCAAUCUAAACAUUGUGACCUUACUGGGCAGCUGUCUGACUUACAGCAGUGCUUACCUCUUUGGGAUUCAAGAUGUUUUCAUUGGGAGCUCAAUGGAAACUCUCAUUCAGAUAAGGCUGUCCAUGCUGUGCAUUGGGACCUCCCUUGUGUUUGGCCCCAUUCUGGGGAAGAGCUGGCGACUCUACAAGGUGUUUACCCAGAGGGUCCCAGACAAGAGAGUGAUUAUCAAAGACCUGCAAUUGCUGGGGCUGGUGGCAGGUCUGGUGAUGGCUGAUGUGAUUCUGCUCGUGACCUGGGUACUGACUGACCCCAUCCAGUGUCUCCAGAUCCUCAGUGUCAGCAUGAUGGUGACGGGGAGAGAUGUGUCCUGCUCUUUGACCAGCACUCAAUUCUGUGCUUCCCGGUACUCCGAUGUCUGGAUCGCUCUCGUUUGGGGUUGCAAGGGUCUGCUGCUGCUGUGUGGUGCCUACCUGGCUGGCCUCACUAACCACGUCAGCUCUCCUCCUGUGAAUCAGUCCUUUACCAUCAUGGUUGGGGUCAACCUCCUGGUCCUGGCUGCUGGGCUGCUUUUUGUGGUCACCAGAUACUUGUACUCUUGGCCCAACCUGGUCUUUGGACUCACAUCUGGAGGCAUCUUUGUUUGCACAACCACAAUCAACUGCUUCAUCUUCGUCCCCCAGCUGAAGCAAUGGAAGGCAUUUGAAGAGGAAAACCAAACAAUCAGACGCAUGGCCAAAUAUUUCAGCACUCCCAGCAGAAGCUUUCCUACCCAGUAUGGUGAGGAACAGAACUGCCGCCCAAGAGGAGAGAAAAGUUCCAUGGAGAGGCUCCUCACGGAAAAAAAUGCUGUGAUUGAAAGCCUGCAGGAACAAGUAAAUAAUGCCAAAGAGAAACUAGUGAGGCUGAUGUCAGCUGAGUGCACCUAUGACCUCCCAGAGAGGGCUGUCCCACCUGCCUCCUCCCAGAGCAAGAACGUCCAGACCACAGCCUUGGCCCUGCGGCCUUUGGAAUGCCUCUCUGGCUCUCAGAAUGAUACCGGUGUGGCUGCCCAGGACCAGCAUAGCUCAGUGCCCGCCUUAGGUGCACUAAGCCCUGAGAGGCCUGAGAAGGAUACCAGCCCCUCCCGAGGGCAGCAGGAGAAGUCUGAUCUGAAACAAUUUUCGGAUCAUUUAGACUCAUGUUGUAGCCAGAAGGCACAGGGUGAGCAAGCCAAGAACACAAAAGGAGGAAAGCAGGUUUCUAUUGUCCCCAGCCACAGCCUCCUACCAGCUAUGGGAGGCACUGAUGCCCAGACACUGAGGCAGCUGGAGAACUCAGAAGCACCCCCAGAGCAGCCGUCAAGGGUCAAUUCAGUGAUCAGGGAGAAACUUCAGGAAGUCUUACAAGAUCUGGGCCUGGGCCCUGAGGCUCCACUGCCCUCCUCCCCGGCUCGUCCCCAGCAGCUAUGGAAUAUCUGUUCUACCUUAAGCCCCCAGAAGAUGCCCGUUUCCAAGGAGCUGGGCUUCAGCCCGUACCUGAUUAGGAGAAGGUGGGCAGCUCAGCGGGCUUGCUCACGCCUUCCUGGCUCUGUACCCUCAUGCAGACCAAAUAGGGCUUUUCCUGGGGCACACGGUGGGCUGAAUAUGCAGAAUACGGACAGCCCCAGGCUGGCCCCCCAAACUGCUGAUUCCAGGGUACCAGGACCUUCUUCCAAGAAGCCUUCUUUCCUUCCAGAUCCUCAAGGCAGGCCAAGCUCCCUAGAGGGGAGCAAACAAAGCCAGACAGAUCCCCAGGGAACUGGAGGGAGCGAUGUGGUCUUUCCUUACCAGCCUUCUGGUUCUGCUGCCCCAUGUCUACCCACACCCUCACCUAACUUGCCUGAACAGUGGCAGCUGUAUCCCCCAGCGUCCCCAGGCUGUCCCUCCCUGUCUUCUCAGUACAACUACUUUGACACUGAGUCCAGCAGCUCAGAUGAGUUCUUCUGCCGCUGCCACCGACCCUACUGUGAAAUCUGCUUCCAGAGCUCCUCUGAGUCUAGUGACAGUGGCACAUCAGACACUGACCCUGAGCCUGCCAAAGGGGUGGCUUCCUGGGAAAAGCUGUGGGCCCGCUCCAAGCCCAUAGUGAACUUCAAAGAUGACUUGAAACCCACACUGGUGUGAAAAGCAGCAGAGCUGGUCUGGACCUAGAGACGGGGAAUAUAAGGCUUAGAGGAAGGAAGUAACUUCCCUCAACGCCACACUGCUGGACAGAGGCCAAUGGAGGACUUCCAGCUCCUGGAACUCCAUGUUGGUGGACUUCCCUGGGGACACAACUCUUCAAUCAUUCUUCUGGGAGCAGCGGGCAAGGCUUGGUAGGUCAGAUAGUAAAGCAAGGCCAGUGUGAGACACUUGCAGUCUGGGAUAACAAAACUGAUUCUUCAUCUCGGGAAGCAGGCCUCCACUUCCUUGCUGCCCUGGGGCACACCCCCACCUCCCCAGGAAGCUGGUGAAGGAUGAGCGCCAGGAACUUGUCCACUGCCAAAGCCACAGGGGGAGCACAGCUGGGUCCACUCUGUUUAUUGCUGAGCUGAUUGUUGACAGGCUGUCAUCUGCCCCAGUCCCGUGUGUACAUCUGUGGGUGUGCACAUGCGUAUGUGAAGGACUUUGGCCCUCAUUAGAUGUGCUCAGUGGGGGCCUUUGGCUCUACAGGUCUUGUGGAUUUAUCAUGGACUCUUGAGGCUGCUGACACCCUGUGAUUUCCCCAGCCACUGGACCAACAGGCCCUCCUGGUAGCACAGCUUCUUCUAUCAUCUACUUCAACAUAUGAACUUCUUAAUUUAUUCUAUGUGUGGGUUUAUCAUUUGUUCUGUGUUUGCUGUCCAAGUGGUACUUUAAUAAAAGAGAAACGACUCCCAAUGCAAAGCUCUUCAGAAAUUUUAGUUUUGGGCUGGGGAAAACGGGCCCCGAGUAGACUGAACCACCCAAAAGAGGGGAACCACAGAAGUUGCUACUGGAUGACCCUGAAUUCCAAGGGUACCUUCUACCAGACUUCUGUCUGUAACAGACCCUUCUGUUGUCUCCCUGUGCAGCAUCUUACCCCAGAAACACUUCCCUCACUGGGUAGAGGAAACACUGGAGACCCUGAACUCAUCCCACCCCCUGGGAGUCCUGUGUCUGGGCUUCCCCUCCCUCAGCCCCAUCCCGCAGUCUACCACCACUAGCAGCCUAUUAUUCACUAAUAAGGACCCUGCAGACGCUAAACCUGGCAGUCCUUCUUGCCAUGUCACACUGCUUCUAGACCAGUGAUUUUCAACCGGUGUGCUAUGGCACCCUGCUGUGCUGUGAGAGGAUCUUAGAUGAGAUGUGCUUUGAAAAUAUGUAAAGAUCAUUAAAUUAUUUUUGAAAGAAGUUCAAAGCAUGGUAAGUAUAUUCUUUUUAUUUUUUCACUCUUUUUUUAUUAACAUAAUUUGAGUGCCGUGGAAGUUUAACUAUACAUUCAAGUGUGGUGUGAGAUUUAAAAAGAUUGAAAAACACUAGUCUAGACCCUUGGCCUCCCCAUCCCAACCCUUCCACACUUCCAUCCUUUUAUCCAGAAUUUCUUUCCCCACUUUGUGUACCUUGUGAAUUAGUCACCUUUCCAGACUCAGGUGUGAACGUACAUUCUCUCUUCAGCUCUUCCUGAACAUCCCCAGGUAAAACUGAUGGGUCCUCUAGUUAAAUAAGGAAGAACGUUUAGGGGGUUGUCCUUUGGAUUCAGCUGUAUAGAAACUUCUAUCAUUCCUUUGACCUAGAAUGACUUUGUAAUCCUUGCCAGACCUAGUGGAAAAGGUAGAGAAUUUACCCUAGAUAUUCCUUAUUUGUCAUUUGGUUUGAAUACUACAUACCAAACACCAUGACUGCCUGCCCCAAAAUAUUGUCUCCAAAUCUACUGUUUGUUCUGUGUACUAGUCGUCUUCAGCUCCUUUCCUAAAUCUUCUACCCAAGACCAGCUAAUCCACUGAUGAAAUUCUUAAAAGGCUGAGUGUGCAAUGAAUUGUAGCCUGCUCUUGGUUGUUAAGCUCUUGAAGAAAGGGCAGUAAAUUGUGCGAAGGAAUCUAAAAUAAGUAAACAUUGUCUCUGCUGCUGUCACUAUGCUAUGCAAGUCUCUGUUUGUCCCAAGGUGCAGCAUGGAGCCAGUCUGACUCUGACCCCAGCAUAUGUUCUCUGCUGACUGAACAUCUUGGACUUGGACUUGGACUUGCAUCCACUCUGAUCCCAAAGUCUUUUCUUAUCUCCUGGCUUGUCCCAAACCCUCUUUGUACUUGGCCUUCCUGGACUUCAAAGAGGAGAAAAAGCAUUAGAUAUAGGAGGCCUAGUUUUUGUUUGUUUGUUUUUUAAUUUUUUUAGGGCCAAGUUCUUACUAUGUUCUUCAGGCUGGCCUCAAACUUCUAGGCUCAAGCAAUCCUCCCAUCCCAGCCUCCCAAGUAGCUGGGAAUACAGGCAUGAGCCACCACCAGGCCUAGUGUAGGAGGCCUGUUUUUAUGGAACCACAUCACUUGGAUAAUGUGUCAUGAGAUUAGAGAAAAAAAUGAAAAAUAAAUAAAUAACAAAGAAUCAUGUAACUUUGAAAAUGAAAAAGAGGAAAGCCUGGAACUUGUUAUAAUUACCUUAGAAUCCCCUCACACUUAGCACUGUGCCUGGAACAUGGUUGCCCAGCAAGUGUUCGUCAAAAGAAAUCAAUUAAGAGAGAGUCACUUCAUUAGAGCUAUUUCAAGGGGGAGCACGGUAAGGCAGCUCACAACA
Nycticebus coucang (slow loris) is the source of this 5465-nucleotide messenger RNA. It is a transcript of the gene GPR156, whose product is annotated as G protein-coupled receptor 156. Gene Ontology annotation, molecular function: G protein-coupled GABA receptor activity. The coding region runs from base 471 to 2864 and encodes 797 amino acids. The record is from RefSeq and is a predicted model, not a curated record. Lineage: Eukaryota; Metazoa; Chordata; Mammalia; Primates; Lorisidae. Gene Ontology annotation, biological process: gamma-aminobutyric acid signaling pathway; G protein-coupled receptor signaling pathway. Gene Ontology annotation, cellular component: G protein-coupled receptor heterodimeric complex; membrane. The transcript has 11 exons.